Messenger RNA from Lycium ferocissimum, 903 nucleotides. RefSeq lists its product as uncharacterized. The transcript is spliced from 2 exons. Bases 1 to 903 code for a protein of 300 amino acids. NCBI's taxonomy places the organism in Eukaryota, Viridiplantae, Streptophyta, Magnoliopsida, Solanales, Solanaceae. Gene Ontology annotation, molecular function: nucleic acid binding; RNA-DNA hybrid ribonuclease activity. The record is from RefSeq and is a predicted model, not a curated record.
AUGCUUCAUCGCCCAGUCCACGUGAUCAUAGAGCCAAUCCUCAAACUCUUCAAGAAAGAUGCUCCAACUAAAUGGACAGAGGACUGUCAGAAAGCCUUUGACAUGAUUAAAAGAUACCUGUCGAAUCCACCUGUUUUGGUCGCGCCAAGGCCGGGAAGUCCUUUGGUGUUAUACAUGUCAGUAUCAGAAAAUGCUUUUGGAUGCAUGUUGGCACAAAAUGACGAAACAGGCAAGAAAGAGAGAGCCAUCUAUUACAUCAGUAAGAAGUUCACACCCUGCGAAUCCAGAUAUUCCUUGGUGGAAAAGACGUGUUGCGCUCUAACCUGGGUAUCUCAGAAGUUGAGACAUUAUAUGGCUGCAUACACGACCCAUUUGAUCUCAAGAAUGGAUCCACUAAGGUACAUCUUUCGCCAGCCUAUGCCCAUAGGGAAGUUGGCCAAAUGGCAAAUGCUGUUAAGUGAGUUCGACAUUCAAUACGUCGCGCAGAAAGUAGCUAAAGGGCAAGCACUGGCAGGAAGCCCAGUAGAUGACAAUCCCAUACCUUUGUGGACUUACUUCCCGGAUGAAGAAGUAAUGAUAAUGGAAGGCGAAGAAAUUGAAGAUGAGUCGGGAUGGAAAGUAUACUUUGAUGGAGCGAUCAACUUUAAAGAAUCAGGAAUCAGAGCUGUCUUGGUUUCAGACUUGAGCCAAUAUUAUCUAGUGGCGGCCAAGUUGAGCUUCGGUUUCACCAACAACAUAGCUGAGUACGAAGCAUGUAUCAUGGGUCUACAUUUAGCCCUCGAUAUGGAUGUGAAAGAUCUUCAGCAUCCCGACAGUAGAUACAUUGAUCCUGUCAAAAUUGAAAUCAGAGAUCAACCAGCCCACUGUGCUUUUGUAGAGGCAGAGAUUGAUGGAAAACCUUAG